ACCUGUCUAGGCCCGUGUCUGUGCGUCUGCGCCGCAAAAAGGAGGAGGGUCUUCCACUCAGUCUUUUUAUUUAUUUCUUUGUUUCCAGGAGAAAAAAACAAAAACAAGCACAGCGGUAUAUUCCUUUGCGGGACCGCCGAAUAAGAGAGAACCCUGGACCAUACUGCCGUACGUAUUAAAAAGCCCGAUUUAAGGGGGCGAGGAUGAAGCGGCGCAAUGCGGACUGCAGCAAGCUUCGACGGCCCUUAAAACGGAACCGAAUCACCGAGGGGAUCUACGGCAGUACGUUCCUGUACCUGAAGUUUCUGGUGGUCUGGGCUCUGGUGCUGCUGGCAGACUUUGUGCUGGAGUUCCGCUUCGAGUACCUCUGGCCUUUCUGGCUCUUCAUUCGCAGUGUUUACGACUCCUUCAGAUACCAGGGCCUGGCUUUCUCAGUGUUUUUUGUGUGUGUGGCGUUCACAUCAGAUAUUAUAUGUCUGCUGUUCAUCCCAGUGCAGUGGCUUUUCUUUGCAGCCAGCACAUAUGUGUGGGUACAGUACGUCUGGCACACAGAACGAGGGGUCUGCCUCCCCACUGUGUCGUUAUGGAUACUUUUUGUUUAUAUCGAGGCAGCUAUCAGAUUUAAAGAUUUGAAACACUUCCACGUGGACUUGUGUCGUCCAUUUGCAGCGCACUGUAUCGGGUACCCGGUGGUGACACUGGGCUUUGGUUUUAAGAGUUAUGUAAGUUAUAAGAUGCGUUUGCGGAAACAGAAGGAAGUACAGAAAGAGAACGAAUUUUACAUGCAGCUGCUGCAGCAGGCGCUACCUCCAGAACAACAGCUCAUACAGAGACAAGAGAGAGAAGCUGAGGAGGCAGCAGCAGCAGCAGCAGCGUCUAAAGGCAUUCAAGAUGUAGACUCUCCAGUUGUGGCACAGAACGGUUCGGCGGGCGGUAAAAAGCCCUCAUCCAACACAUUACCAGAGCUGGAAUACAGAGAGAAAGAACGAGGCAAGAACGAGUCCAAAAAGCAACACAACCACAACCAGAACCAUCACAGCAGCACCAGCAGCAGCAUCUUACCAUCAGCGGACAGUAAAGCUCAGGAGUUGGAGUACAUGGAGAACCAUGUGAACAGUAAGAGACUGAGCAGCUCAGACCUGCUGGGCAGCACUGAGAACCUGCUGAAAGAGGAACACUCUUCAUCCUCCUCCAACUCUAAUAAAAAUUACAAAAAUGCCAGCGGAGGAGGAGGGGGAGGGAGCUCCUCGCCCCGGGGGAACGGAACGGCCAAUGGCAGCUUGCCGUCUUCCUCCGGGCCUUCAUCGUCCACCUCUUCCUCGGGUAAGGGGGACAGGAAACAGAAGUGUGGAGGAGGGAAGAACUCAGCGUCAAACAGAGACCCUGUGGAAAACUGCAUUCCCAACAAUCAGCUGAGCAAACCCGAAGCCCUCGUCAGGCUGGAGCAGGAUGUUAAGAAGCUGAAGGCAGACCUGCAGGCUAGCAGACAGACCGAACAGGAUCUGCGCAGUCAGCUGGGCUCACUAGGCAGCUCUGAACGCAGCAUACGCUCUGAGCUCGGACAGCUGCGGCAGGAGAACGAACUACUGCAAAACAAACUUCAUAACGCCGUUCAAGCGAAGCAGAAGGACAAGCAGACAGUGGGGCAGCUGGAGAAGCGUCUGAAGGCAGAACAGGAGGCUCGUGCUGCAGCAGAGAAACUGUUAGCAGAGGAAAAGAAACGCAAGAAGCUGGAGGAGGCCACAGCAGCACGUGCAGUUGCCCUCGCUGCGGCAACCAGAGGUGAGUGCACAGAGUCUCUGAGGAGGAGGAUUUCUGAGCUGGAGACGGAGUGUAAGAAACUCACACUUGACAUCAAGGUGAAAGAAGAUCAAAUCAGAGAGCUGGAACUCAAAGUUCAAGAGCUGCAUAAAUAUAAGGAAAAUGAGAAGGACACAGAGGUUCUGAUGUCAGCGCUGUCAGCGAUGCAGGAUAAAACCCAGCACCUGGAAAACAGCCUCAGCGCUGAGACCCGAAUCAAGCUGGACCUCUUCUCUGCCCUCGGAGAUGCUAAGAGACAGCUGGAGAUCGCACAAGGUCAAAUUCUGCAGAAAGACCAGGAGAUUAAAGACCUGAAGCAGAAGAUAGCAGAGGUCAUGGCCGUCAUGCCCAGCAUGGUGUAUUCUGCAGAUACAGGCAGCAUGACCCCAGUCACGCCCCAUUACUCCUCCAAGUUCAUGGACACCAGUCCGUCAGGACUGGACCCCAACGCAUCUGUUUACCAGCCCCUGAAAAAAUGAAUGCUUGUUUCCCACCACAACAGACCUACACUCAUUGUCUCAUACACACACACACACACACACACACACACACACACACGCACACACACACACACACGCACACACACACGCGCACACACACACACACACACACACACACACACACACACACAUACACAUACACGAGGUCUUCUCUGCUUGUUUUUUUUUUCCUCCAUAGGCCCAGAUUCAUUUUUGGCAUGUCUGUGGCUCAGAUUGCUUUUUUGUUUUUUCGUCUCCUAUUUCUACAGCUUGCCUGGUCAGAAGGAUGUUGUAUUGUGUGACUGUAUUUGUUGUAGUAAAAAAAACAAAAGACAAAAAAAGAGGACUUUUAAGGGACGUCACACGUUGAGUAGGAAACUGCUGUUUCUUUUCUCUUGUAAUUGUCUAGAAACCUCACAGAAGUUAGUGAGUAUCUUUCCUCAGUACAUUCAGAGAUCGCAUCCAUUCUUGUUCCUAUUCUUUGGAUUUUGGCCUUGAUUAUUUUACUGUUGUUGGUUUUUUUUUUUUUUUUUUUUUUUUCUCUCGGGGGGAUGAAAAGCAGGGCAAGUGUGAGAUCCGUUGUCCCAGGUGCUCUACCCCAUAUCAGAAGAUUUUUACUCAAGAAUGUCACCAUCUAAGAUGACAAGAAUGUAACCCAAAAAACACAAAGCGUCCCAGAAACAAUGCGAUAAAAUUAUCUCACUUGGAUCAGUAUGUCAGGAUCGGAUGACUCCCGAUCUUUAAGGACUCGUUUGAUGGACCGAAGCUUCACCUGUGGAUUGCUGUUCUUCCUCCUGGUACAAAAAAACAAACUGCACCACAAACACAGUCCAGCAGUGUAAUUCACCAGUUACAGAUAAUCAGUGCCUUCGUAUGGGACCUCAUUGGUGGAACCGAAAGAUCUCUUCCCUCCCUUCACCACGUCAUGCCUCAACCACUUCCUUUUUGGUCACAUACGGCAAAUGGAUCACCAGCCCAUUGGCGUGACGACUCUGCUCCUGUUUUGGUCCGUGCUUGUGAAUUCGGUCAUUUGUUUACAUUAUUAUUUAUUUAUCCGGCGUUGCACUAUUGCACUGUUGACGAGCUCGCAAGGGAAUAUCUAAGUAUGAAAACACAGGAUACUUUCCUCUCCUUGUUUUCUUUAUUGUAUUGUAUUGACCAUGUUUCAGUAUCAGACAGAAGCUAGUGUAGUCCAGUGCCAACUAAAACUGUAAAUUUGUUAAAAAGAAGUGUUUCAGAUCCAUCCGGUUACUGGCUGGUCCAAUGAUCAGAAGCUAGAGGAGAGUAUUAUUGCUAUUAUUAUACAUAGUUUGUGUCUUGUUUUUUGAGAAAUACUUGGUUGUGCCACUUGAUGGCGCCGUUGUGUUCAGAAAGUGUUGCUACUUUAAACCCGUUAGACCCUUGGAAAGGUUUUCAUCUGACCAUCAUCACACUCGCUGUGUAAAUGAAUACAGAUCGAGAUGUCUGCUAAGCAUGAAGUAUUACCGGGUUAAAGGGAGAACGUCCUGAGCCGACCCACUUUUUGGAAAAACCCUCAGAUUUGUGUUUAAGCUAAUAGAUUUUGCCAGCCAGAGAAAGUCCGUUCCUUCAAACGAGUUCCGGGGCGGUUAAUUUCAGAAGGGGAGAUGGUUACUGUGUUAAUAUUCCAUUGGUGAAUGAUGGAUGGGCGGGUGGGGGGGGGCGGGGUUUAGCCAGAAUCAGUCCUAUGUGGUAUUGUAGUGCUCCGAGAUGGUUGUUGUUUUUGGUGUCUGUGUUUUUUAAAACUAUGAUGUGAUGGAGGUAGUGGGAAAGUUUGCAAAGUCCAAGUGGUUUAAAUGGUGGGGGGGGAGACACAGUUGUUUUGUUUUCUUUGCCCGCUGUCACUUCUAGCUUUCUGUCUGUUUUUCGGCCAGACCAUGGCUGCACUCUCUGUGAGGUCUCUGUGAGGUUUCAAGUAAUAAAACCUUUUUUUUUUUUUUUUUUUUUUCUGGCAUUUAAACUUCGUUUGUGAUUUGUCCAUUGAUUGUUGUGGUUUCUAAAUGCUUGCGUGCAAAAUUAUAGAUGGGUCACAAUACAGUGCUUUGACAGCAAGGAAAAACAUUGCUAAAUGCAAAUGAUAAAACCGAAUUAACCAUAUAAUUAUGGUUUAUUUUGGGUUGAGCAAAGGCUUAAUUUAUGAGGAAGAAUAACAAUGAAACCAUACAUUUCCCCUAAGAGUAGGUACACAGUAUUUGUUUAUCUGAUUUCUCUGGACAGAUUUUCAUUGACAGAAAUGCCAGGAGUACAUAUCAACAUGUCAGUGAUAUAUAGACAAAAAAUAAACAUUAUGCUUUUAGAUCUCA
Molecule: messenger RNA, 4600 nt
Organism: Cyprinus carpio (common carp)
Lineage: Eukaryota; Metazoa; Chordata; Actinopteri; Cypriniformes; Cyprinidae
Product: macoilin-2
Exons: 11
Coding region: 204-2279 (691 amino acids)
Biological process (GO): neuronal signal transduction
Cellular component (GO): rough endoplasmic reticulum membrane
Source: RefSeq, a predicted model, not a curated record